UUUCGACUGAGCUACGUUUUACGGACCCUUGUUUCUCCCAGUGGAAAAAAAAGUAGAAAAUAAAAAUAAAAUGAUGCCGGGGAGAGGUGAGUCGAUAUUUGGAGUUAUCUAAAAAAAAUUGAGUAACUCAAAGAGAAAAAAAUAUGACUUAACAGUUUCGAGUUAUGAAAUUAAAAAAUUUGCAACAAUAACCCCAAAUUUCGAAUUAACUCUGUACUUUCCUCGCACUAGAGAAAAAGGAGAAAAAAAAAACCCCCUGAUUGAAUAGCUUGAAAUUUCAAGCUAUUUAGUUAACAUUUUAAGAUAAUAACUUUUUUUUUUUUACAUUUUAUCUUAUUUUUCAGCGGUGGAAACAAGCUUAUUAGAAUUGCACGUGUAAAACUUAUAAACAAGGAAAUAAAAAAUAAACUUUUUAAGUUAAAUGUACCGUUCUUUAUAGUUUAAUAAAAGUGAGUAAAUAUACCUCCUUUUUAUUGCUUGAUGUUUAAAAUAGAUAUCAGCGCUAUUCGAUAACAGGGGGUUUAACCAGUAUUAGUAUCAUUUUCCCCCCCACUACUACAAUAAAACCGUGUGACGUGGGGAAUGUUUAUUGUUGGUGAGCGCGGUUAAAAGCGUACUGACAUGCCGUGACGUUGUCCAACAAUGUUUUGGUUCCUGGCGGUGACGUAAUACACAAAAACAUGGUUCCCUUGUUUUGAACCCGUAAAGCGUGCUAAGUGUUUUCUCUCAACUUCGCCACGCACGGAGAUGCAUUCGCGAAACUGAGUGGCCGGAAAACAAUCGUAAAAGACGAUGGCUCAGGCCGCAGAGACGUGUGCUGAAUCCGGACGCAGGCUGCGCUCCAUCUCCCGGACGAUGUACGACGAAAACGAGGACCUGUCUGACGUGGAGGAAAUUGUAAACAUCAGAGGGUUCAGCGUGGAGGAAAAGGUCCUCAGUGACAGCUACAGCGCAGACUUUGUCCGGGUGAUGGAGGGUAAAGACUUCACUUAUGAGUAUGUGCAAAGGGAGGGUCUAAGGAUCCCUCUCAUUUUUAAAGAGAAAGAUCAAUUAGGGAUCAGAAUGCCAGAUCCAGAAUUCACAGUCAGUGAAAUUAAAGGACUAGUUGGCAGUCGCCGGUCUGUGGACGUUAUGGAUGUGAGCACUCAGAAAGGUUCUGAAAUGAGCAUGGCUCAGUUUGUCCGCUAUUAUGAGACGCCAGAGGAAGAGCGGGACAAACUGUUCAAUGUCAUUAGCUUGGAGUUCAGCCACACCAAGCUGGAGAACCUCAUCAAGCGUCCCACAGUGGUGGAUCAAGUGGACUGGGUGGACAACAUGUGGCCUCCUGGUUUGAAACAAAGCCAAACUGAAGCCACCAAUAUCAUCUCAGAGAUGAAAUACCCCAAAGUGCAAAGGUAUUGUUUGAUGAGCGUGAAGGGCUGCUACACAGAUUUCCACAUCGAUUUUGGGGGAACUUCAGUUUGGUAUCACGUAUUCAAGGGACAGAAAGUGUUCUGGCUUGUGCCUCCAACUCCCUAUAACCUUGCCCUGUAUGAGGACUGGGUCCUGUCAGGCAAGCAGAGUGAUGUCUUCCUGGGAGACCGAGCUGAUGGAUGCCAGAGAGUGGAGCUUCAACAAGGAUACACCUUCUUCAUCCCAUCUGGGUGGAUCCACGCUGUCUACACUCCCGUGGACACACUGGUGUUUGGAGGCAACAUUCUGCACAGCUUUAACAUUCCUAUGCAGCUUACCAUCUAUGAGAUAGAGAACAGGACAAAGGUUCAUUCCAAGUUUCGUUUCCCCUUCUAUUAUGAGAUAUGCUGGUAUGUCCUGGAGAGAUACCUGCAUUGCCUUACCAAACGGUCCUACUUUUCUCAGGAGAUCCGUAAAGAAUCUAUGGAUUUUGAGACAAAGUCAAAGACAGAAAGCCCCUCCUCUGACUCCAGGAGUCAAGACAUGAACGAGGACUCGUGUGGGACUCAUGUCAGAGAUGAGCAGGGUGAAAAACUAGAGAGAGUUCCUCAGGAUGGACCCUGCACACCUGACAAUGGGAAGGGCCAACAUCUCAAAGCUGUUUUAUCCAUCGACUCUGAGGACAGCUGUAACCCCAGCUCGGCCUCUUUAGAUUUCCCUAAAACUCCUUCAGACUCUCCGAACUCAGAGCCUCAGAAUAAAUGGAUUCAUUUAACAGAGUUUGAACUGAAUGGGCUAAGGACGCUGAUUGAAAAGCUCGAGUCACUCCCGGAAAAUAGGAAAUGUAUUCCAAUGGGAAUAGAGAACCCCCAAGCGCUGUUGGAUGACUUAAAGGUUGUCUUAAAGGAACAUACUGAUGAUGACCCUAAAUUAGCCAUCACUGGAUAUCCUGUGGUGUACUGGCCUAAGAAAACCAUAAAGCCCCGGCCUCCCAACCGGCCAAAACCUAAGAUGGCAGCAUCUCCCGCAUCAGCGGUCAAGCUGUCGGCCAGCCGGGGUACAUCUGGAGCCAGGAGGAGACGGACACGCUGUCGGAAAUGCGAGGCGUGUCUGCGGACGGAGUGCGGAGAGUGUCACUUUUGCAAAGACAUGAAGAAGUUCGGCGGGCCGGGACGCAUGAAGCAGUCCUGCAUCAUGAGGCAGUGCAUUGCUCCCGUCCUACCCCACACAGCAGUGUGUCUCGUCUGUGGCGAGGCAGGCAAGGAGGACACCGUGGAGGAUGAGGAAGAGAAGUUUAACCUUAUGCUCAUGGAGUGUUCCAUCUGUAACGAGAUCGUUCACCCUAACUGUCUCAAGAUUAAAGAUUCAAAUGGAGUAGUCAAUGAUGAGCUGCCAAACUGCUGGGAGUGCCCAAAAUGUAACCAUGCUGGGAAAACUGGAAAAGCCUCAAAGCAAAAAAGAGGCCCAGGGUUUAAGUAUGCAUCCAACCUUCCUGGCUCGCUGCUCAAAGAACCGAGGUUAAACCGAGAUUCAAAGGAAGAGCCAGACCUACCCAUGGUGGCGCCAACACCUAUUGCUGCCUUGACUACCACUUCUGCUGUGAAGAGGAAGGUGGAACGGGAUGUAAUCGCAAAGAAAAAUGACGAGGAGCCUCCUAAAAAACGCCCCCCCUUGCUUUCUCUAGAUGGUAUGCCCCGGCCGAGAUUGGAGGACAAUCCUCUUAGGAAAAAGAGGAAACUUUUUGACACAAAUGAUGAGCCUAGCUUUGUUAAAAAGAAGAAGAAGCUUUCAAAACCGGAUGACUCAUUUACUUCGAAGCUGCUUCAGCAUAUUAAGAGAGAGAAUGAUCACGGUGAUGAAGAAGACGACCAGGAGGAUCAUGAAGAAGAUGGGCUGUCCUUGGAGAGGAUGCAUUUAAGGGAGAAAAAUGAGUAUGACGACGAGGACCAAGAUGGGGACGCUGAGGAAGAGGUGACGGUGAAAAAAGAGAGGGACAAUAAUGCAGAGGACAAAGCUAAGGUCCUUCUAAGCCCGCUGCUGAGAACGUCUGCAGCCAGAGAAAGUGACCAGACAUCCUCUAACUCUCCCAGAGCGGGACCAAGCGGUGAGUCGGGAGAAGCCCAAGAGAGAAGCUCUGCUCAGCUUAAAGCACGACAUCAGCGUAAGCGGCUCCCCAACAAGGAGGCGAGCAAAGAGUUCUGCCAGGAGACUCCGAAGAUAGAAGACUGUCUGAGCAGCCAGAAGCUGGGCUCAGUGAAGAAGGAGGAGGACAGCCCAGCCAACCUCAAUCGUCGACCACUUAAGACCGAAGACUCCCUGACCAAUCAGAACCGAAAACCACUAAAAACUGAGGACCCACCUGCCAAUCCGAGUCGUAAAGCCCUUAAAAUGGAAGAAGGCGUAAACAAUCAAAACAGACUGCCGCUGAAAACAGAAGACAGCUUGACCAAUCAGAAUCAAAGGCCAGUGAAAUCUGAGCCCGAGAGUGAAGUGGACGAACAGAAGCCCAGGUGGCCUCUUAAUAAUGGCAGCAGCGACUUGGGCGACUGGCUGCGACACCGGGGGCGGGAGAUGAACGGGAUGCCGCGUGGCUACUCGCCGCUCAGUUGGAACAGAAACACACCGAUCGCACCAAUAUGCCAUCGACCGCUUCCCUGCCGGUCGCCACCGAAGUGUAUCCAAAUGGAGCGCCACGUGAUCCGGCCCCCUCCCAUCAGCCCCCCGCCCGACAGACUGCCCCUGAACGACGGCGAAGCGCAUGUGAUGCAGCGAGAGACCUGGAUGAUGGUGUUCGGUCACCUCAGUCACAGAGAUCUCUGCGUCUGCAUGCGUGUCUGCCGGACCUGGAACAGAUGGUGCUGUGACAAAAGGCUUUGGAAGCACAUCAAUCUGAACCGCUGCAAGUCCAUCACUCCCCUGAUGCUGAGCGGGAUCAUCCGCAGACAGCCGGUAGCCCUAGACCUCAGUUGGACCAACAUUUCCAAGAAGCAGCUCAGCUGGCUCAUCAACAGACUUCCAGGUCUGCGUGUGCUGCUUCUCUCUGGAUGCUCAUGGGUAGCCGUCUCUGCUCUCUGCACCUCCAGCUGUCCUCUCCUGCGAACUCUGGAUGUUCAGUGGGUCGAGGGACUGAAAGACGCUCAGAUGAGAGACUUGCUGUCGCCUCCCACAGAUAAUAGGCCAGGUCAGUUGGACAACAGGAGUAAACUGCGUAACAUAGAGGACCUGCGUCUGGCAGGGUUGGACAUCACCGACACAUCUCUGCGCCUCAUCAUUCGUUACAUGCCCCUCUUAUCUAAGCUGGACCUCAGCUACUGCAACCACGUUACUGACCAGUCGGUUAACAUCCUGACUGCUGCGGGGACAACCACCAGAGACUCACUCACUGACAUCAAUCUGUCAGUCUGUAACAGGGUCACAGACCAGUCGCUGACCUAUUUCAAGCGCUGUGGAAGCAUUUGCCAUAUCGACCUGCGAUACUGCAAACAGGUGACCAAGGAAGGAUGUGACCAGUUCAUCGCCGAAAUGUCCGUCAGUGUGCAGUUUGAACUCAUUGAGGAUAAACUGCUGCAGAAGAUCAGUUAGGCACACGGACAACUCUGGUGUGAUUUUUUUAUUUUUUUCACAAGUAGUAAAAGUGCCGUCCACAUGGAGGCAGCAGAAGACUGCUUACUUGUGUGUGAAAGAGCGUGAAGGACUCCUGUAAAACUGAUAUAAAGGGAGUUUGCGCUGCUAAGCAAGAAUGUAAAAAUGGUCCUGUAAUGGAUAU
Haplochromis burtoni (Burton's mouthbrooder) is the source of this 5158-nucleotide messenger RNA. RefSeq names its product lysine-specific demethylase 2B (gene kdm2bb). Gene Ontology annotation, biological process: protein demethylation; regulation of transcription by RNA polymerase II. Lineage: Eukaryota; Metazoa; Chordata; Actinopteri; Cichliformes; Cichlidae. The record is from RefSeq and is a predicted model, not a curated record. Gene Ontology annotation, molecular function: protein binding; DNA binding; transcription coregulator activity. The transcript has 21 exons. The coding region runs from base 793 to 4974 and encodes 1393 amino acids.